UGUUGAUCAGUCGAUGUUUUUUCCGUAGAAAGAGUAAUUUACGUUUUGAUAUUUUAUGUACGGGAACUGAUGAUACUACACAAUUUUGAAGCAAGAUAUAUGAUGCUGAAUAAUUCAUCCAGCAACAUGACAUUUCGGAAUUGUUUAAACAAUAGUGAUAGCAAUUCUUCAGUUUGUGCCUUACCAGAAGUUAAAAGGAGAAUCUGGACUCCAGACGUUAUACAGAGGGUUGUGACAUUAGGCGUCAUAAUGACCUUGACAUUUAUUGGAAAUAUGGUUAUUAUAAUUAUUUUAACAAAGACAAGACAGCGAAAAAGAAACAGUCGAGUAAAUCUUUUCAUCAUAAACCUAGCCAUAGGUGAUCUCGCGGUGUGUUGUAUAACUAUGACAACAGAGCUUUUGUUUGUUGUGUUUGGAGAAUGGAUACUUGGUAACGUGGCAUGUAAACUAUUGACGUAUUCACAAGUGGUGACGUUAUCCAGCACUACAUUUAUACUGACUUCAAUGAGUAUAGACAGAUAUAUGGCUUUGUGUUGUCCUCUUCGGUUUUAUGCCGGAACUUCAAAAGCUAGAACAAAACGAAUGAUUCUUGUUUCUUGGAUAUUGUCUUUUGUGUUUUCUGUUCCACAACUUUUCAUAUUUCAUCAAACCGUUGAAGCUAGUUUCCCGGAUGGAAGCGUUCGUUAUGGUUGUCGUAGUCUUGGUUACACUGCUCAGUGGCAACGAAAGUUGUACAUAUCAUUUAUGACAUCCUAUAUUUUAAUUAUUCCCUCUAUUAUCAUAUCUUUUUGUUAUAUUAAGGUGGUCAUGUGUGUCUGGAGACAAAGUUUUGAGACAACACUGAAGAACAUUCCGGCUUGUAGAAAAACUGUAGUAAACACUGCUAGCAUAUCAAAAGCUAAAAUAAAAACAGUCAAAAUGACACUUACAAUAAUUACCAUAUUUAUUAUUUGUUGGACGCCAUAUUUUGUAACUACAUUAAUUCGCAUCUACAGUGAUUACAAAUAUAUGAUUCCAAAGACAGUCAUGGUAUUUUCAGAAACCAUUGCCUUACUGCAAAGUGCCCUUAACCCUAUUUUGUAUGGAUUCUUUAAUAUUAAAUUCAAAAGAGGGAUAUUGGAAUUAUGUUGUCCAUGGACUAAAAUUCGUUUUCCAACACCGACACGCCAUACUUGUGUCACUGAAAUAACAAAUUAUACGGAUAUGUGUACAUUUGGAGGUGUUCACUACAGUAAUAGCGGAUUAUCUUCUAGGAAGUUGUACGUAUCAAACUCUAAUUCUGGACUAUCAGAAGAAUGCAGAUCACGUGAUGACACUUUAUAUUCAGACAAUGAGGACAGCAAAUUUCUGAUGCUUACACCACAACGUAUCCGACGUAACAAUAGGCCAAGAGCAGCAGAUUUGGCUAUCAUGUGAUUGAAAGCAGAUACAGAUACAUAUGAUAUGAUUUUGGCAGUGCACAUGUUUGUAUGACUGCUGGUUACUAAUUUAUUGUAUUCAUAACACGGGAAUCUGUUUCAACAGUACUAUUGUUUGUUUGUUUUUUUUUUGUUUCGUUAAGGUACUGUUUCAUUGAAGUACAUGUAUACCUCAAAUCUGCAUUU
Messenger RNA from Mytilus californianus (California mussel), 1604 nucleotides. Its product is annotated as neuropeptide S receptor-like. Gene Ontology annotation, biological process: G protein-coupled receptor signaling pathway. The coding region runs from base 70 to 1416 and encodes 448 amino acids. NCBI's taxonomy places the organism in Eukaryota, Metazoa, Mollusca, Bivalvia, Mytilida, Mytilidae. Gene Ontology annotation, molecular function: neuropeptide Y receptor activity; peptide binding. The transcript is spliced from 2 exons. The record is from RefSeq and is a predicted model, not a curated record. Gene Ontology annotation, cellular component: membrane.